AUGAAUUGUUGGUGGGUGUUUUCGUUAUUAGUGGUGGCUGUUAAUUUUGGAGCAGAAGGUAAGAUAAUGAGAGUAAUGAGAACUUGUAUAAAAAAAAUUGAGGCCUGUAAUCAAAGACCUAUCUUAUUCACACGGCUUUGUGGUCCGGCCAUUGAGCCGGAUACCUUAUCCUGAGAAAGCUUGAAAAACCUCUCUCACUUUGGAAGUAACAAAAACCAAACUGCGGUGAUAAACAUGAGGAAAUAUAAACGCAUUUCUGGAAAGAAAAAAGACUUCAACUUGACGUUUUGUGUGUUCCAAGUACAUCGUCAGAAGUAAUAAACCGUUAAAAAUGACAAAUGGCAGGAAAAUUUGCAUAUAAAAGAAAAAGCAUGCAAACUAAAAAGGUCAAGUUUUUCACUGCUGACAUUUUCAUUUAUGGGAGGUUCUUAAUCCCUAAUCAGCAGCGUCUCCUUGUCAAAAUUUCGAAAUCGACCCAUUUCAUGUUAUGACCAGUUGAUUAAGAAACCUGUAAGGCCAGGGGAAUGUGUGAGGAGGGGCGACACCUGUAACGAGAGAACCUCUUUAAUCAAAAAAGGAGAUUUGAGAAAGGUACUUGAAUUUAGGCUUAAAGAAUACGUCCAGUAAUUAAAAAUACUUCGUAGCAAAUACUUUUGCAACUAAAAUCUGAGAAGCUGCAAUGAUGAAAUCAACAUAGUCGGUAGAAAAAAGUAAGAUUUUGUCUAAUUUCCUUGAAGCUAUGUUGGUUUAUGGUCGUCUUUGGUAAAAAUGUGACAUAUGAGCUUUUAACGAUUCUUGAUGUUUAACACUGAUAUCUGAUCGGUUAGAAGCCAGUUAGAAUUAACUUCAACGCAAACGUGGCACUAACGUGCGUGAGAACACUUAUAGUGCACCCUAAGCUUAAAGAUUUUAUUGUUGGAAUAAUUGGCCGUUUCCGAUUUUUCUCUUAGAAGUAAACAUGGACGUUGAAAAUUGUUCAAGUUGAGCAAAGUUUUUCACUUGAAAGGCUUCAAACUCGAUAACAGACCUGUCAUUUGUCGGCUAAUUUGUCGGUGCCGUAAAUAGUAAAGAGUCAGAAGUUGCCGAAAGAAUACUUGCCAUGGUGUUUUAUUAAUCUGAACAAGAAAGCGCCACCAGGCACGCAAGAGCUUGUAUCGGUUAUCACUUGCAACGCCUAUAUGCUAAUCUUUGUUAUAUUUCUGUCAAAAAUGCCCGGUAGGUUAAAAAAUUCAAAGAAAUAUAGAUACCGCGGUAAAUACACUAAGUUCACAACCAAACAUGCUUGUCAGAAGUGAAUUCUGUUGUUCGAAAGAGAAAAAGAAAAACAGACGUGGGUGUUUUAGUGCCGUCUUGUUAUGAUGUAUUUUAUAUGGAUAUAACUCCAUGCUCGAAAUAACUAAAAUACUUUUUCUAAUUUUUUUUUAAAUUUCGAUUAAAACCCACUAAAAAGGAAAUAAAAACGAAAUAAUCUGCUUCUCCUUCUCUUAAUGCUCUUCUAACCAUUGCAUAUAAGUUUCUAUCUCAAAAUAGGCCAUUUCAGUGUCGUCCCAAGUCCCUCUUUCAAAGCGAAUCUAAUGUAAAGCCAUUGAGAAGAAAAUGAUUCUUAUUCUCAUGCAAAUAAAACUCAUUUUCACAAGAAAGCAGAGGGCAAGAAAGGUUUUGUACUUAGCUUCGUUUUAAAAGUGAGAGGUUUUGGAACCCGGAUUUGCCUAUAGAUUUAAUAGGUAGGUUUUUUUUUUGUUUCUGGAAAUGAUUCGAUAGGCCAUUUUCUAGUUCAAAAAACUCUCACUUUGAAAACGAGGCCAAUGCAAAAGCUGUCUUGUGAUAGCUUCGCACUUAGUCUCGCUUUGAAACAAAGGCUUGGGGCACGGAAUUGGCCUAUAGGUAGAGUUUUGUUUUUUGUAUUUUGGGGCCUAUUGGUCAUAGUAUAUUAAGAGCCGUGCAAACGGACGCAACAUUGUUGGCCAACAACUCCCAGUAUUCUUGAAUGUUACAUGUUGCGUCCGUUUCCACACCCUUUUGCAUGUUGUUGCGUGUUGUUGUCGGAGUUGUUGCGCAAAGUUUGAAACCGUUCAAACUUUAACCUACGUGUAAACGGACGCAACAACUCCCAACAUUGUUGCCCAACAGUGUUGGGAGUUGUUGAGUCCGUUUGCAAGUAGCUUUAACAUGACCUUUAACACUCAGGGUAAGAGAACAUUGGUGGUGGUAGAGAUUGUGGUAUCGAUUAUUUAAUCCAUGGGUAUCGGUAGACAUCAACCUUACUGCUCAUGCUCGGAGCUAGCCUCUCACGCAAAUGUCAAUGCAGAUUUUCUUUUGGCUUGUCACACAAUCCUCGUGGAGAAGAAACGCGAAGUCAACGUGAGAGGCGAACUCACAGCGAGAACAAUUCUACUGUAAAUCCCAAAGAAAACUUAAGAAAGAGCUGGUGUUUUGAUGUAAUUCUUUGCAUUUCAACAGGGAAACAAAAAAUAUGUGGGAAAAAGAUCGACUUGGCAAUUGUCUUGGAUGCGUCUGCCAGCAUUGGUGAAGAAAACUUCAAACUUGGAAAAGAUUUUGCCAAGAGACUGAUAAAGAGGUUUACGAUUUCAAAAGACAAAGUUCAAGUGUCUGUUAUCGCUUAUUCUCAGUACAUCAACAUAGCGUCCAGGUUUAAUGAUAAUAAUGACGAGAAGUCACUGGAUAAUACUUUGGACAACAUUGUUUACGAGGCAUCUUCAAGCGGCACUGGAAAAACUCUGGAGACCGUCAAUUUCGAGGUGUUUACAGAGAAGAGUGGGGCAAGAAGUGCGAGGCCUGGUAAGAAGACUAUUUUUCCCAGUUCCAAAAACUUUCACUUUCAAAACGAGGCUAAGUGCAAAAGCUUUGUUGUGUAAAUGAGUUUUAUUUGCAUGAGAUUUCAUAUCAAUGGUUUCGCUCUUAGCCUCGCUUUGAAACAGAGGCUAGAGGCAACUAGAAUGUAAAGCCUUUUCACAUGACGUCACGUACACCAUGUUGGUGUACCUAAACAAUAAAACAGCGGUCACGGUAGCUUACAAUGGUGAACAAACAGAUUCCGGAAAAUCUCGUUGGAAAGUCCCGGAAAAUCCGGUUGGAAAGUAGCUGGAUUAUUAUACGACAUUCUGGGUAAUUGAAGCGGAAUUUUUUUUUGCGGACGGAAUGUUCCAAACGGAAAUUCGUAUUCCAUUUUUCAGUCCAGUUUCAGGCCUUCGCGGCUGUUUUUCGGCAAAUGGAACUGAUUUGUACAAACCGGUCUGUUCACAAAAUUUAGAACUGGUAAAUCUCGUCCCGGAAUCGCGUUUACCGUUCAGUACAUAUAUCGCUCCAUUCACCUUAAAACGGGCGGGAAGGCCUGAAACUGGUAUCAAAUAUCUCAACGAGCGGGGCGAGGGGAUCUCAUUUUUUUGCCCUUUUGGGUUGCGAAAUAUUAAACAGCGUAACCCCGGCCCUAUUUCUCCCGUUUCUCACCCUUUUAAAACUCUUACCUCUCACCCGACUUUCCUCGCCCGCGUCCCGUACCCCACCCUCCGCCUAUUCUCCCCGACUUCCGCUCCCCUUAUCUCCCACACUCAACUGGGUCACGUUACAUUAUUAGAGCUUAAUCAGCGACGUUUUUGAGCGACGUUCCUCAACCGGAAAUGAGCUAUUUUUAUUUUAAUAUGCCCUGAUGCUCCCAAAUUUGUAUGGCUAUGUGUCUUUACUCUUAUAGAGACGAUUUGACCAAACGUUUGUUGAAAAUCAGAGCUCAAUAGCGCAAAAAGUCCACUUCCGGUUCCCGUGCCUCGCUCAAAAACGUCGCCGCUUAAACUCCUUAGCACAAACUAAAACGACAUGUAUGCGCUUUUUCCCUACAUUUCAGACAUUAAAAAAGUAACCGUAGUUGUCACCGAUGGGUGGAGCGGCAUUGGUACCGAAAUGGUAAAGGAGAAAGUAGGUCAAAUGAAAAGAAGGGGAAUUGAAAUGUUUGCAGUGGGAAUCACAAACAGCAUGAAAGAUGAAGAAUUACAAGUUAUUUCCAGUCAUCCUCUAAAACACCAUUUUUUUCGGCUGACAGAUUCUAUGGCUGAAAAUCAAAUAAUUGAUUCAAUUGUUAAGCAAGUCUGUUAA
Porites lobata is the source of this 4107-nucleotide messenger RNA. The record is from the annotation of a GenBank genome assembly. Lineage: Eukaryota; Metazoa; Cnidaria; Anthozoa; Scleractinia; Poritidae.